This is a messenger RNA of Didymodactylos carnosus, 735 nucleotides long. The record is from the annotation of a GenBank genome assembly. Lineage: Eukaryota; Metazoa; Rotifera; Eurotatoria; Philodinida; Philodinidae.
AUGCAAUCGAUCUUUGCUGGUGCCAAAUUAGCUGGCUGGCUCGAUGAAAAAAGAAAUGUUCGUAUCGAUCAUGUUGGCUUUGGUGUUGUACUCGGUGAAGAUAGAAAAAAAUUUAAAUGUCGAUCUGGUGAAUCGGUUCGACUUCGUGAUUUAUUAGAUGAAGGUUUACAACGUUCGUCAGCAAAAUUAAAAGAAAUUGUUGUUAAAGAAAAACAACGUAAUCAAAUAUUAACUGCGGAUGAACUUAAUAAAGCACAAAAAUCUAUUGCUUACGGUUGUAUUAAAUAUGCCGAUUUAUCUCAUAAUCGUACAGGUGAUUAUGAAUUUUCCUUUGAUAAGAUGUUAGAAGUACGAGGAAAUACAGCGGUGUACCUGUUAUCGCUUGCACGUUGUGCUGGAAUUAAUAAUGAAACACUAAAACAAAAAGCAAGUGAACUUGAUCUAAAUUUUGAAAAUGAUCAACGUGAAAACAAAUUAGCUAGAUGUAUCGUGAAAUAUUCUGAUGUCUAUGUACGAGUAUUGGAUGAUUUAUUGAUGCAUUCAUUAUGUGAAUAUAUGUAUCAACUAGCAACAACAUUUACUGAAUUUUAUGAUAAUUGUUAUUGUAUAGAAAAGGAUAAAAUUACUGGAGAAACAAUAAUUCAUUAUAAACGAAUUUUACUUUGUGAGGCCACUGGAAGUGUUUUGAAUCAAUGUUUCAAAAUACUUGGCAUUCACCCAUUAGAACGAAUGUAA